Molecule: messenger RNA, 3243 nt
Organism: Dicentrarchus labrax (European seabass)
Lineage: Eukaryota; Metazoa; Chordata; Actinopteri; Moronidae
Gene: uts2r4
Product: urotensin-2 receptor 4
Exons: 1
Coding region: 1072-2142 (356 amino acids)
Biological process (GO): neuropeptide signaling pathway; blood vessel diameter maintenance; regulation of blood pressure
Cellular component (GO): membrane
Molecular function (GO): urotensin II receptor activity
Source: RefSeq, a predicted model, not a curated record
UAGUUUUUCACCCUGGUGAGAAAGAGGGUGGACAGUGGGAAGAGGAGGGAGAGGACUGUGACCAGGAGAACUCCAAAGAACACAGACACAACAGUCUUCUAUCACAACGCAGAAUCAAAUGGGGACUGAAGAUCUGAGGAGAAACUGAAGGUUUUCCGCCAUGCAUCGUUUAUGGAGGUAUAGAGGAACGUUUGGAAAAGUAAUGGAUCUACUUAGGUGUCUGUGUGCAGGUAGAAACCUAGAAGAGGGAAGACGAGACAAAUACUGGAUAUAGCUGUAAUUCAACCAUAAACAAAAACCUGGACAUGUACUGUGGUUCCUACAGUGGACACUGAUAGAGGAAAGGGGAGUGAUUUUUUUCUUUCUUUCUUGUAUUAAAAGUAAUUCCCCCUACGGAGACUUUCCCUGGAAAUGUCAGCAACUGAAGUCUUGCUCAAGCACACCUCGGUACUGCAGGAGCUGGCUAUCAGAGACUUUGAACAGUUUUUCAAGUUGAAAGGCAGUGUCCUGACUCACUGUGCCACUCUGCUGCUCCCAAAUGACCCUUGUCAGAUCCACUUCAGCCCUGAAGCACAACAGAGAAAUCCCUGUGCUCUGUAACUGAGAAUAUCUCUCACGUCUGAAGGUUCUUGAUGGCUUAAAUCUUGGCUGGAGGCUUUUUCACUGUCGAUUUUGGUAAUAUGGUAUCAUGGCUGUUUGGAGGACCUUAUUUUUGGGGAUAAGUGCAAGCCACCGGCAGCUCUGCAGUCAUUGAAGCUGCUGGCCAUGUCACUGGUCUACUUACAGCUUCUCUGUGGAUUAAUAUAGUUGUUCUCAUCAUCCCUGCUCUGCCACCUGUUGCCCGUUUAUGUUAUUUCUUGGAUUUAGCUCAGGUUAAUAUCAAAUAUUCAUGAGGAGUCCUGACAAGCAACGUUUGCUUUUCACGUGGAUUGUGUUAAAAAAUGACAGUCUUUUCAAUCAGCCAUCUUGUUUUUACAGACUUAAAAAUCGUAUCCAAUUUAAUCCAGGAGCCAACCGCCAUAUAGCUCUGUGUAAACUGGCUCUUAAAGAUUUAGGCCUGACCUCUGACUCAUGAUCUGUGAACCUGCAAUGAACUGCACUCCUAAUGCCACCAUCACUCCACAGCUGGGAGGGUCCCAGGAGACUAGCGGUGCUGGAGGUGGUGGUGGAGGCAGCGGGGGCCUUUGGGUGACAUCCCUGCUCGGUGCCACACUGUUGAUCAUGUGCGCCAUGGGUUUGGCAGGCAACACAUACACGCUCAUCAUCACACGUUCAGCCGCUUUGCGCCGAACAGGUUCCAUGUACGUGUACAUCAUCAAUUUGGCUCUGGCUGACCUGCUCUACCUCUCCACCAUCCCCUUCGUGGUCUGCACCUACUUCGCCCAUGACUGGCUGUUUGGUGAGGCUGGCUGUCGCAUCCUGCUGAGUCUCGACCUCCUCACCAUGCAUUCCAGUGUCUUCAUUUUGGUUGCAAUGAGCCUGGAACGCUACCGUGCCGUGGCAAGGCCCUUCAGCGCACACAGGUCCUCGUCCCGCAAACGAAGGCUAGUGGCAGGGAUUAUUUGGGGUUUAGCUUUUGUGCUUACGCUUCCCAUGAUGGUGAUGAUCCGACUCAGGGAGGGCAAACCAACUGCGGCUGGUUUGGUUAAGAGAAUCUGCUUCCCUACCUGGACCCCUGAUGCCUUCAAGGCUUAUAUCACUGUCCUGUUUCUUACAAGUGUUCUAGUUCCUGGAUUGGUAAUCGUUGGGCUGUAUGUGGGGCUGGCCAGGCGCUACUGGGCAGCACAGGCUAGCUUAGGAGGUAGCAGCCGGUCUGCCCGGAGGAGAGGACUCAAACAAAAAGUCGUAUCAAUGAUCUUUAGCAUUGUGGUGGCCUACUGGGCUUGCUUCUUGCCUUUCUGGGGAUGGCAGCUGGCCAAACUGUUUUCUCCGGAGUCCCUCAAAGCUUUGUCUCCAGCUGCUCACAAUUAUGUGAAUUUCUUUGUCACAUGUCUAACCUAUGGGAACAGCUGUAUCAAUCCAUUUCUUUAUACUCUUCUGACCCGCAACUAUAAAGAUUACUUGGCCCAGAAAGGUCAGUCUGUGGGUUCAAGCAGGACUGACCCCGGGUCAGCUGUGACCACACCACUGCAGGACCUGUAGUGGAUGACUAAACAAUUACUGAGCAUGGACACUGGAGCGGGAAAAUGUUAUUGACCCAUCAUCAGCCUGAGAGAGGACAGUUUUGUUCAAGUGAUUUUGUACAAAAUGCUUUUAAUCUAAACUUUGUACAAACUUUGCAAAAUGCUGUGUGUGAUGCUACAUAUGUCCUGCUCUGUUGAGAAGGGUAACCAGAGCUGUUGAGGAUUUGGAGAAAUUCAGCACAGCAGGUGGAUGUUUGCUUACAUGAAUGUCUGACUGCAAGUCUCCUGGUUGCAUAAAUGACACAGUAUUUCAGUUUGUAAUAUACAUGUACAAAUUCUGCCUUUUAAACAAUCUCUGAUUCUGCCUUCUUUACAUUAAUGAUAUCACUCUAAAAAUACAUUUUAUAUGAUCUUCAAGCUGACAUUUAGGUUCAAAUGUGAGUUAUUUUACAAAAGUUAAAAAUACAAAAUGAGAGUUUUCAGACAUUUAGGAAUGAAUACUGAUCACAAAAAUGUAUCACAGAAAACAUACUUUGCAAUUGCUGAAUAAAAGAAACACACACACACAAACUCACACACGUACAGUAAAGGAUUUUUCAUCUCCUUACAGGGAAUGUGGUUGCAUCGUGCCACAUUCCUCAGCCUCGGGCCACGGCUUCUUUGAGUCCUCCUGCAAAUUGUCUCCGUAAGCAUGUGUUUCAUCUCACCUCUGUCGUAUAUUGUCCCUCCUUUUGCAUUAUCGUGUUUCAUCCUCUUUUAUCUGCUCUGUCCUUACAUUCCAGUCGAUAUAUUGGCCAAAUUCACACUGCAAGCCUUCGUGACAAAUUCUUACUUGCGGCUCAGUUCCAAUUUUUCACUCUUUUUUCUUCCUUUGUUUGUUCACAUUGUUCAGUGUGGCUAAUAUUUAAAACCCUUUUGAGCAGACUUGCAUUUAAAAGUUAACAGUGUCACAGACACUCAGACUUAUGCAGAGUACAAUAAUAAAACAUGUAUUCAUCAUCUCUGGUAAUCAUGCAGCUCUUAUCUGGUGUUAACUGUUCUAAGUAUCUUAAAUGUAUGGUGACAUCAAUUUCUAGAUGCUUUUAAACAUGCUCUUUCAUUAAAUGUUUUGCUGAACCAA